GUUAUAUUAUGUUACAUUCUCCUCAACGCCUCAGCUGAACCACUGGAAACCACUCUGAUGCUGCUCUCUUCUGCUCCAGUUUAUGGUCUUUUCCAGAAUCUAAUCUGUCAGACCUGGAAGCACAAAGAAUAUGGUACCUUGUGCAAAGAUGUCAAAUGCAUUGCCAUUUAUCUUGCUCUCCAUAUUCCCAAUGCUGCUGUCAGGGGCUUGGUUUCCCAAAACUUUACCCUGUGACGUCAGUUCUUCAGAAGGUACUGUGACAGUGGACUGCACAGACCGGCGCCUUACAGAAGUCCCCAGAGGGAUCCCUGGAAACGCUACCAACCUUACCCUGAGUAUUAACCAUAUUCCCCAUAUCUACCCAACAUCCUUCAAUCGUCUUGAAAACCUCCAGGAGAUUGACUUCAGAUGCAACUGUGUGCCUGUCAAACUAGGGCCCAAAAAUCAUGUGUGCAACAGCCCACUGAAAAUUGAGAAUGGAAGUUUUGCUGCUUUGACAGGAUUGAAGUCAUUGUAUUUGGAUGCAAACCAGCUGGCAGAAAUACCGCGAGGUCUUCCUGCUACUUUAACUCUGCUGAGCCUGGAAGCAAACAACAUCUUUUCUAUCCAAAAAGCCAACUUCUCAGAGCUAGGAAAUAUAGAGGUGUUGUACCUUGGACAAAACUGUUACUACCAGAACCCAUGCAAUGUUUCAUUUGAAAUUGAGAGAACAGCCUUUCUGGGGCUGAAAAAGUUAACAAUACUAUCCCUGAAGUCCAACAACUUAACACAAAUUCCACCCAAUUUGUCAUCUACUUUAAAGGAACUGUAUAUUUACAACAACAUGAUACAAGAGGUUCAAGAACAGGAUUUAAGUGGCCUUCACAACCUAGAAAUUCUUGACCUCAGUGGCAAUUGCCCACGUUGCUAUAAUGCCCCGUAUCCUUGCAUUCCCUGUCCCAAGAGCUCUGUUCAGAUACAUCCCAAGGCUUUUGAUUCGUUGCAAAAUUUAAAGAUUUUGCGGCUUCACAGUAACUCUCUUCAGAGCAUACCCAGCAGCUGGUUUAAAAACAUCAAGAAUCUGAAAGAACUUGACCUCUCCCAAAAUUUCCUCAUGAGGGAAAUUGGAGAUGCUCAGUUUUUGACAUUGAUCCCCAGCCUCGUGCAGCUUGAUCUGUCAUUUAAUUUUGAACUGAAAGUAUAUUCUCCCUUCUUGAAUCUUUCAGAGACAUUUUCUUCUCUCUCUAACCUGGAAACCCUGAGGCUCAAGGGUUAUGUCUUUAAAGAACUGAGAGCACAAGAUCUACAUCCACUGCUCAGUCUUAGCAAUCUAACCGUGUUGGAUCUCGGGACUAAUUUUAUUAAAGUUGCAGACCUGAAAGUGUUUGAAAAAUUCCCAGCUCUUAAGUUCAUUGACCUCUCAGUGAAUAAAAUUUCUCCUUCUUCAGGGGAAAGCAACUUCUAUGGAUUUUGCUCUAAUCCUGGCAUUUCAGUUGAGCAAUACAACAGGCAAGUACAACAGGAGAUGCAUUAUUUCAGGUAUGAUGUGUAUGAGCGAAGUUGCCGUUCCAAAGACAAAGAGGCUUCUUCCUAUGAGUCUCUAGUUAAGGAAGAUUGCCUUAACUAUGGAAAAACUCUGGAUUUAAGCAGAAACAAUAUAUUCUUUGUUAACCCCUCAGACUUCCAGGGCCUUAGCUACCUCAAAUGUCUCAACUUGUCAGAUAAUGCAAUAAGUCAAACUUUAAAUGGAAGCGAAUUUUCUUACAUGUCUGGAUUGAAAUAUCUGGAUUUUUCUAACAACAGGGUUGAUUUGCUAUACCAAACUGCUUUCAAAGAAUUAAAACUUUUAGAAAUUCUAGAUCUGAGCAAUAACCAGCAUUAUUUCCUGGCUGAAGGUGUUACUCAUGUGCUAGAUUUUAUGAAAAACCUGGCCCAUUUGAGGAAGCUGAUGAUGAAUUGGAAUGAGAUUUCUACCACUACUGAUACCGGAAUGGAAAGUCAAUCUCUUCGAAUUUUAGAAUUCAGAGGAAAUCGCUUAGAUGCUCUCUGGAAGGAUGGCAAUGAUAGAUAUUUGUCCUUCUUCAAGAAUCUGACCAGCCUGGAAGAACUGGAUAUUUCCUUCAACUCACUCAGUUUUUUGCCUCAUAGUGUUUUUGAAAAGAUGCCUCCCAGUCUCAAGAUCCUCAACUUAACGAAUAAUCAACUGAAGAGUUUCAUCUGGGGAAACCUCCCCUCUCUGAAGAACCUAGUAACUCUGGACCUGAGCAAUAACCUUCUGAGUACUGUUCCCCGAGAACUGUCCAAUUGCACUUCAUCUCUCCAGGAACUGAUGCUCCGGAACAAUCGCAUUCAGCAGUUAACCAAAUAUUUUCUCAGAGGUGCUUUUGAACUGAGGUACUUGGACCUCAGCUUAAACAAGAUUGAAAUAAUUAAGAGAUCUAGCUUCCCUGAAAAUGUCAUUAACAACCUGAAGAUGCUGCUUUUGCAUGGCAAUCCUUUUAAGUGUAACUGUGAGGCUGUGUGGUUUGUCUGGUGGAUCAAUCGGACGCAGGUGACCAUUCCUCUUCUGGCCACAGACGUGACCUGUGCUGGCCCAGGGGCACACAAGGGAAAGAGCAUGGUUUUCUUGGAUCUGUACACCUGUGAGCUGGACACGUCAUAUUUGAUCCUGUAUGCUCUGUCAGCUUCAGCUGUCCUUGGCUUGAUGGUGUUCACAGUGAUGAGCCAUCUCUACUUCUGGGAUGUGUGGUAUAGCUACCAUUACUGCACUGCCAAGCUGAAGGGCUAUCGGCGCUUGUCUUCACCAGCUGCUUGCUACGAUGCCUUUAUUGCCUAUGACAGUGAAGAUCCAGCUGUGAACGAGUGGGUGCUGCAAGAACUGGUUGAGAGGCUGGAAAACCAAAAAGCCAGGCAGUUCAAUUUAUGCCUGGAAGGAAGGGACUGGCUCCCAGGACAGCCGGUCUUUGAUAACCUUUCCCAGAGCAUUCAGCUGAGCAAAAAGACCAUAUUUGUGCUGACCCACAGGUAUAUUAGAAGUGGCCGCUUCAAGACCACCUUUUAUAUGGCUCAUCAGCGGCUUCUGGAUGAAAAAAUGGAUGUCAUUAUCUUGAUCUUUCUUGAGAAGGUUUUGCAGAAGUCCCGCUAUGUCCGCCUGAGGAAGAGGUUGUGCAGAAGUUCAGUCCUGGAAUGGCCAACUAAUCCCCAGUCUCAGCCCUACUUCUGGCAGUGCCUGAAAAAUGCCAUAGCUACCAGCAAUUCUCUGGCUUACAACAAGCUUCUCCAAGAAACUGUUUAGUUGUACUCUCUCUGUUAAUAUUGCUCUUAUGGACAAGAUCAAAAGAUCCUGAAGAAAACAUUUUGAACUGCAUUUGCCAAAAUUGUCGAAGCGUGGAAUAUAUACCUCUUUGUUAUACCACAAAAUGACCGGCACAAUUACUUUUAAAUGCCAUUAUUUGCUUAAGCUCUAUCAGGUUUGAAUAGAAACUGUUGCCAGAGGAGAUGUUUAGUUGAUACGCACCUUGCUUUGCACUGAUUGUUGCUCAGCAAGGGAAGAUGCUAAAAUGGGAAGGUAUGUGUGAUCAUGUUCUGCAGUGCUUCCAGGCUGCUUUGGGAAAGCAAAGAGGGGAGCAAGACAGCAGAGCGGCAGAGGGAUAAGGCAGGUGGAGAAAAUCAAGUAAACCAAUGAGGAAUUUCGAAUAGACAAAGGAAAAAAGGGGAAAGGAAAAAAAGAGAAAGUGGAAAAGAUGGUAAGAAAGGAGGAACAUGCAGCUAUACUAGACCAUGACAGUAGUUCAGAAGCAUUUACUGCUAGUUUCCCAAUAAAUUUUUCACUUUGCCUUUUGUCUGCCUCCUGAACUGUUGGUUGAGCUGGCUCCUCCAUGAAGACUUUAGGGUUCCUCUGUAAUGUUGAGGACUUUUUCCACCUGAGCCCUGAGUGACCACCCUUUCUGUAUCAGCUGGGUGUUUGCUGCUGUAACAGGGGCUGGGGCCUGGGGACAUACCACCUGUUCCCAGAAGAAAAUUUAAAUAGAAUUUGGAAGUACAAAGCAUGUAAGAUCAGAUCACACAAGGAAAGCAUUCUUCCCACUGUUUCUUUGAUGUGCUGUAGUUCUCCAGAGCAGCCUUAAGCCCUUCUUUAUUUCUUUGUUCCCCAGGCAGAUCCAUCUCCCAUAACAGCUGAUGGGGCACCACUGAACACUUGAGAUAGGAAUGGGUCUGACUUUAGGGACAUCCUGAAAAAGUGAAGAAACAUAAACACCUGUAUUUGUUCCCCACUCUGUUUCAUAGUACAGACUCAUGAACACAUGGCAGCCUAAACUUCUGAGCAUGACAUAGGCAGGUUCUCUGCUUGAUGUGAUGAUGCCUGUUUUGGGAGAAGCAACACAUUUUCACCUUGCUGGGUGCUUCUGUCUGCAGCAGUCUGGGCAGCUCUUCUCUUGCUCAAAGCCCU
This is a messenger RNA of Hirundo rustica (Barn swallow), 4429 nucleotides long. RefSeq names its product toll-like receptor 7. Gene Ontology annotation, molecular function: protein binding; pattern recognition receptor activity. Lineage: Eukaryota; Metazoa; Chordata; Aves; Passeriformes; Hirundinidae. Gene Ontology annotation, biological process: positive regulation of interleukin-6 production; defense response to virus; toll-like receptor 7 signaling pathway. The transcript is spliced from 2 exons. The record is from RefSeq and is a predicted model, not a curated record. Bases 131 to 3274 code for a protein of 1047 amino acids. Gene Ontology annotation, cellular component: plasma membrane.